Molecule: messenger RNA, 1392 nt
Organism: Acyrthosiphon pisum (pea aphid)
Lineage: Eukaryota; Metazoa; Arthropoda; Insecta; Hemiptera; Aphididae
Exons: 2
Coding region: 238-690 (150 amino acids)
Source: RefSeq, a predicted model, not a curated record
AUUUAAAGGUAAGUGUUAAGUAUUCUAAAAUAAUUAUUGAACAAAAGUUAAAUUGACAUUUUUUAUGAAUUGAUUUUAUUUCUAUUAAGUUAAAGCUCAUUGUUAAGAUUUCGAUUUACUAUUCAUUAUUUGUGAUAUAAUUUGUAUUUUAAACAUUUUAAAAAAAAAAAAGCUCAUUUACAACAGAUUUCAGAUACCCAAGAAGAAUGGGAGAAAAUAGCAGCAGAUUUUUAUGAUAUGUGGCAGUUUCCAAACUGCUUAGGAGCGAUGGAUGGGAAACAUAUUACAUUUAGACCAAGACGAGCAGAUGGUGCAUUUUAUCAUAAUUAUAAAGGAACCGAUAGUAUUGUUCUUUUAGGUGUUUGUGAUGCUAAAUAUAGAUUUAUAUGUGUGGAUGUUGGUCAAACAGGCAGAAUGAGUGAUGGUGGAGUAUAUAAUAAUAGCAAGUUAAGUAGUGCUAUUAAGACAAAUGCACUUAAUUUCCCAGAUGACAUAACAUUUCCAAAUUCUAAAAGUAAAAUAGUUGUUCCUCAUGUUUUUAUCGCAGACGAUGCAUUUGCAUUAAGCGAAAGACUUAUGAAACCUUUUCGAAAUAGACUACUCACAAAAGAAGAGUUGAUUUACAAUUAUAGAGUUAGUCGAGCUCGAAGAGUCAUAGAAAAUGCAUUUGGAAUUUUGGCUAACCGGUAACUACAAUUAAAAUAUCUUUGUUUACAUAUAUUAUGUUCUCUAUAAAUGUAUUAUUCUAAAAUUCAAUAUAAUAUUAUAACUAUUUAUACAGGUUUCGAAUUUUGUUAAAUUCAAUGAACCUUUGUGUCAAUAAAGUAGAAAAAAUAACACAGUGUUGCGUUAUUUUACACAAUUUUCUUUUGAUCGAAAAUAAUUUGUUAUACAUCAAUAAUGAAGUGGAUAAGAUUGAUGACAUUGGUAAUAUAAUUGAAGGCUCUUGGCGUUCAGAGGAAUUUCAAUUUACUUCAUUAACUCGGCAAAGUGGUAACCGUACAUCAGUAAUUUCUAAUAACAUUAGAACUGAGUACAUGCGUUUUUUCAACAACGAAGGAGCUGUGGAUUGGCAAAACAAAGCUAUACAAAGAGGCAAUAUAUAAGUUAAAAAAAUAAAAUACAAUGUACAGUGAUAACAAUUUUUAUAUUUUAUUAUAAAAUUAACUUUGUUUUACAAAUAAAAUAACUAAAAAAUUAACAUUUUUAAAUAUUAUGAAUAAUAAGUUUUUUCAUUAGUUAUGUAGUCAUAGUUUUAAAAGCUUCAGCCUUGUCUUUAGGACUUACAAGUAACAAUAGUUAGUUCCUAUUGGUAAAUAUUUUUAUCUUAAAUUACUUAUUUCAUAAAUACUAAAAAUUUCAGCCUUGUCUUUAAGACUUUAAUAUUAAACA